Messenger RNA from Hyla sarda, 5756 nucleotides. RefSeq names its product THO complex subunit 2 (gene THOC2). The transcript has 39 exons. Gene Ontology annotation, biological process: mRNA export from nucleus; mRNA processing. Gene Ontology annotation, cellular component: THO complex part of transcription export complex. Gene Ontology annotation, molecular function: mRNA binding. Bases 100 to 4875 code for a protein of 1591 amino acids. The record is from RefSeq and is a predicted model, not a curated record. Lineage: Eukaryota; Metazoa; Chordata; Amphibia; Anura; Hylidae.
GGAAUGUCUAUUUCCCAGCAUGCCCCGUUCUCCUCCCACCUCCCCUUUGACCUCCAGUGAUGUGCUAAACAUCCGGGCUAUCUGUACUAUAGAGGGAAGAUGGCGGCGGCAGUACUACCUGCUGAUUGGGUGAAGAACUGGGAAAAAACAGGAAAAAAUGACUUUGUGCAGUUGUGUCGCAACCUCAGUGAGAAAGGACAAGAAAAUGUGACAUUCAGAGAUAUCCAGCAGGUUCUUUAUGAGCUGGCCUGUCACGUAAUUAAAGGAAGUCUGAAGCCUGAUCAAGCUUACGGAAUGCUGUCAGAAAUCAUAGAUUUAAGGGAGGACAUGCCUUCAAUACUAGCAGAUGUGUUUUGUAUUUUGGAUAUUGAAACAAGUUGUUUAGAAGAGAAAUGGAGGAGAGAUCAUUUUACUCAGUUGGUCUUAUCAUGUUUGGGUCUAAUAUCCGAUACUAUUCUAAAAGAGCGUCUGGAUCCUGAAACACUGGAAUCAUUAGGACUCAUCAAGCAGUCUCAGCAAUUCAAUCAGAAAUCUGUAAAAAUAAAAACAAAACUUUUUUAUAAACAGCAAAAAUUCAAUUUAUUAAGAGAAGAGAAUGAAGGAUAUGCUAAAUUAAUUUCAGAGCUUGGACAAGAUCUGUCGGGGAGUAUAGCAAGUGAUUUAAUCCUGGAAAAUAUCAAAUCUCUUAUUGGAUGUUUCAACUUGGAUCCAAAUAGAGUAUUGGAUAUUAUCCUGGAAGUAUAUGAAUGCAGACCACAGCAUGACGAUUUUUUUGUACCAUUAAUUGAAUCUUAUAUGGGCAUGUGUGAACUACAGACGCUCUGCCACAUCCUUGGAUUUAAAUUCAAGUUUUACCAGGAGCCUAAUGGAGAGACCCCUACUUCUUUGUACAGAGUUGCUGCAAUUCUUUUACAACAGAAUUUAAUUGAUUUGGAUGACCUUUAUGUACAUCUUCUGCCAUUAGAUAACAGCAUUCUUGAAGAACACAAAAGGGAAGUUAUGGAAGCAAAACAGAUUGCAAGAAAGUUGACAAUGGUGGUCCUUUCAUCUGAAAAGUCAGAGGAUAAAGACAAGGAAAAAGAAAAAGAUGAAGAAAAAACAGAAAAGGCACCGGACAACCAGAAGCUUGGAUUGCUUGAAGCACUGCUAAAGAUUGGGGACUGGCAGCAUGCUCAAAACAUUAUGGAUCAAAUGCCUCCAUUCUAUGCCACAUCACAUAAGCCUAUCGCAUUAGCACUGUGUCACCUUAUCCAUGUCACUAUAGAGCACUUGUAUAGAAGGGUGGGAGUCCCUAAAGGUGCGAAGGGAUCUCGUGUUUUCUCUUUGAGCAGCAAGAAGGCCCCCAAACCAUUGGAAUGUUUUGAUGAUUUAAGAAGAGAUGUUUUCAGUAUGCUCUGUUUCCUUGGACCAUACCUAUCGCAUGAUCCCAUUUUGCUAGCAAAAAUUGUCAGAUUGGGCAAAGCUUUUAUGAAAGAGUUUCAGUCUGAGUCAAAUAAAGUAGACGAUAAAGAGAAAAUGGAAAUCCUGUUUAGUUGUUUUCUAAGCAUCACAGACCAAGUUUUACUUCCGUCAUUAACGUUAAUGGAUUGUAAUGCGUGUUUGUCUGAAGAACUUUGGGGCAUGAUCAAAACCUUUCCAUACCAAUACAGGUAUCGUCUAUAUGGACAGUGGAAGAAUGAAACCUACAAUAAUCAUCCAUUGCUUGUAAAAGUUAAAGCACAAACAAUUGAUAGAGCCAAAUACAUUAUGAAACGUCUUACAAAAGAAAAUGUGAAGCCAUCGGGACGGCAAAUAGGAAAACUAAGCCAUAGUAAUCCAACGAUUUUGUUUGACUAUAUACUUUCACAAAUUCAGAAGUAUGACAACUUAAUUACACCUGUUGUAGAUUCAUUGAAAUAUCUCACUUCCCUAAACUAUGAUGUCCUUGCAUACUGUAUUAUUGAGGCACUUGCAAAUCCCGAGAAAGAAAAGAUGAAGCAUGAUGACACCACAAUAUCCAGCUGGUUGCAAAGCUUGGCUAGCUUUUGUGGAGCAAUUUUUCGUAAAUAUCCUAUUGAAUUGGCUGGCCUUCUGCAGUAUGUAGCAAAUCAGUUGAAAGCUGGUAAGAGCUUUGAUUUACUGAUUCUAAAAGAGGUGGUACAAAAAAUGGCUGGCAUUGAAAUUACGGAGGAAAUUACAAUGGAGCAACUUGAAGCAAUGACAGGCGGAGAGCAACUUAAAGCAGAGGGUGGUUAUUUUGGACAAAUUAGGAAUACAAAGAAAUCUUCUCAGAGGUUAAAAGAUGCUUUGCUUGACCAUGACCUGGCUCUUCCUUUGUGUCUGUUAAUGGCUCAGCAGAGAAAUGGAGUGGUUUUCCAGGAGGGAGGAGAGAAACAUUUAAAGCUGGUGGGGAAGCUCUAUGAUCAGUGUCACGACACACUAGUUCAGUUUGGUGGCUUUCUGGCAUCUAAUCUGAGUACAGAAGAUUACAUAAAACGUGUUCCGUCCAUAGAUUUGUUAUGCAAUGAAUAUCACACCCCUCACGAUGCUGCAUUUUUCCUAUCCAGACCAAUGUAUGCACAUCACAUUUCAUCUAAAUAUGAUGAGCUGAAGAAAACCGAGAAGGGAAACAAACAGCAGCAUAAGGUGCACAAAUACAUCUCAUCGUGUGAAGCUGUCAUGGCUCCUGUUCACGAAGCUGUCAUUUCCUUGCACCCUCCUAAAGUGUGGGAGGAUAUCAGCCCCAUGUUUUAUGCUACCUUUUGGUCCUUAACUAUGUAUGACCUUGCUGUUCCAACAUCCAGCUACAACAGAGAAAUCAACAAGUUGAAAAUACAGAUGAAAGCCAUUGAUGACAAUCUUGAAAUGGCUCCAAACAAAAAGAAAAAGGAAAGAGAAAGAUGCACUGCUCUACAAGAUAAGCUAGUAGAGGAAGAGAAGAAGCAAUCAGAGCAUGUAGCUAGAGUUCUGCAGAGAAUGAAACUGGAAAAAGACAAUUGGCUUUUGGCACGGUCUACCAAGAAUGAGACGAUCACCAAAUUUUUACAGCUUUGUAUAUUUCCCCGCUGUGUGUUCUCAUCAAUUGAUGCUGUAUACUGUGCUCGGUUUGUAGAGCUUGUACACUUACAGAAAACGCCUAACUUUUCUACACUACUUUGCUAUGAUAGAGUCUUCUCGGACAUCAUUUACACUGUUGCAAGCUGCACAGAAAAUGAAGCCAGCCGUUAUGGAAGAUUUCUUUGUUGUAUGCUGGAAACUGUUACCAAGUGGCACAGUGAUCGAGCCAUAUAUGAUAAGGAUUGUGGAAGCUAUCCAGGUUUUGUCACUAUUCUAAGGGCAUCCAAUUUUGAUGGAGGCAACAAGGCUGACCAGUUAGAUUAUGAGAAUUUCCGGCAUGUCGUUCACAAAUGGCACUAUAAGCUUACUAAGGCAUCAGUUCAUUGUCUUGAGACAGGAGAAUAUACUCAUAUCAGGAAUAUUUUAAUUGUACUGACCAAAAUCUUACCUUGGUAUCCCAAAGUGCUGAACUUGGGACAAGCCCUGGAACGGAGAGUGCACAAAAUCUGUCAAGAGGAGAAAGAAAAAAGACCUGAUCUUUAUGCAUUGGCCAUGGGCUACUCUGGACAGUUGAAAAGCAGGAAAUCUUUCAUGGUACCUGAAAAUGAAUUUCAUCAUAAAGAUCCCCCUGCUAGGAACGUCAUUCCACCUACUGUACAGAAUGGACCUGGAGCUUCCAGUCAGUCAGCGUCCGUCUUGGUGAAUGCAGCUAAACCAGAAGAAACCAGCACUGAGGAUAUUGAAAAAUUAAAGGAGAAACCUCAAAGUACAUUGAAAGUUGUUACCAAAGCUGCAACUGCAACACCCAAAGUCACUGCAAAUAAUGGAAGUAGCUCCUCAAACAGCAAAGUUAUAAAAGAAAAGGAAGACAAAGAUAAAAUGGGGAAGGAAAAGGAGAAAGAUAAAAAGGAGAAAACUCCAGCAGCUCCACAAGAGACCAAGGCACCAGGCAAGGAUGGAAAGGAUAAAGUAAAGGAAGACCGGGCAAAUAAAGAUGAAAAACCGAAAGACGUAAAGGAGAAAACUCCUAAAUCUGAUAAAGAGAAGGAAAAACCGAAAAAGGAAGAAAAAUCUCAGAAGGAAGAAAAAUCUAAGGCUGCUACGACAAGUACUGAAUCAAAACUGGCUGCAGAGAAGGAGAAAGAAAAGGAGCCCUCUCGGGAGAGAGAUCUUUUUAAGGAAUCUAAAUUGAAAGAAAGUUCUAAAGGAGGAGAUAAAACCGCUGUUGCUGGGUCUUUGAAGUCUCCUAUUCCCAGAUCGGAGACCUCUGAGCCUGAAAGGGAACAAAAACGUCGUAAAAUUGAUACGCAUUCUUCCCCAUCACAUUCCUCAGCAGUAAAGGACAACCUCAAUGAAUUUAAGGACUCUUCAACAAAGCACUACACAAACCACACUACCCCGCCAACAUCCAAGAGCAAAGAGAGAGAAGUAGAGAAGAAAGAGGUCGAUAAAUCAAGAGAACGUUCUCGUGAGAGAGAGAAAAAGGAGGAAAAAGAAAGAAAAGAGAGAAAAAGGGAUCAUUCAAACAGCGACCGUGAAGUGAACCAGGAGUCAAAAAGACGCAAAGAGGAGAAUGGAACUAGUGGUUCCUCCAAACACAGUAAAAGCGAGAGCCCAUCUGAUUCUCCUCGCUCAAAUGAAAAAGACCGAAACAAGUCUAAAUCCUCAAAUAAAGAAAAGGCAGAGAUAAUGAAAUCGGACAAGAUGGAGAAAAGUUCUUCCAGCAGCAAAAAGGAAUCGCGACAUGACAAAGAAAAAUCUGAGAAAAAAGAGAAACGUGAGAGUGCAGGAGGAAAAGAAGAGAAAAAACAUCAUAAAUCUUCAGAUAAGCACAGAUAAUGAUGUCUGCGUCUACUGCUCUUGGUUUAUUUGAGAAUACACAUUAUUACAUCGGAUCCUGCAGCUGGAUGAUGGCAAGAUGUAUCCAGGCGUGUAUUUAUCACAAUAUUAAUUGCACAGUUAUUUCUCAAUGAAGAGGCCCAAUUGCAUCUUCUUAAAUUAUUGAUUUCAGUUUUCUUUCUUUUCUUUUUUUUUUUUUUCCCCCCACCAUCAAGAUAAUGUUCAAGUUGUGCUUUAUUGUAUUUUAAUGUGUUGCUAGUUUUCUUAUACAUAUUAUUUUCAGUACAUGGCUGAAAGUGUUUACCUAUUCCAUAAUUUUAAGCACAAUGUGCUACAGAGAAUUGCCACAGUGCAAACAAGGUUCCAUUUUUUUUGUGUACAGAGUUUCUUUAGAUCAUCCAAGAGAGCAAAAAAGAAAAAAAAAACUGCCUGAAAAAUUUGCCAUAUGGAAUGCAUCUUUUUUUAAUUGUUGCAACCGAAAAUAAACAGUUAUUCAACAGAUUUUGAAUUUACCUCAUUUAACCUCCGUUUUAUUUAUUACCUGACCUGUUUGUAAGGUGUGUGGAGCACAGUUUCCAUGCUAACUGAGAGCAAUUGUUUGUAUAUUAUGUAGAACUUGUGUCUGAUCAAGAAAGUGGAAAGCACUCCUUUUACUUGACUGUCCCCAAACACAAUUCUGUUUUGUCAUUUAAUGUAUUUUUUUAAUCAAGGGAGAAUAAAUAUCACUCGCGAGAAAUUAGGAUUAAAAUAUAAAAGUACAGGAGCUUUGUACCGCCGAACUAUAGUGUGAAAAGUUUCAAAGACUUUUUUAAAAGAAAUUUUUAACUGCUGAAUUCUACCAGUGUAAGCUUUUUUUUCUAAAUAAACAAUAGUUUUCUCAA